Messenger RNA from Lottia gigantea (owl limpet), 784 nucleotides. RefSeq lists its product as hypothetical. Lineage: Eukaryota; Metazoa; Mollusca; Gastropoda; Lottiidae. The record is from RefSeq and is a predicted model, not a curated record. The transcript has a single exon. The coding region runs from base 75 to 674 and encodes 199 amino acids.
GUAAACAAACCAGCAUGGUGAAAUACUAAAUUGGAGAUAAUUUUGUUGGUAUAUGGUUGGUAAGAAAUCGAAAUAUGACGAAAAGAAAAUUGUCGGACACUGAUGACUCAAAUCCAAAGAAACACUAUCAAGAAAUCAGAGAAGAGACGAAGCCCAAAAAAGCUCAGAAAAAAGAGAUUAAUUUCGACGAUGAUGCCGAUGGUGUUGAUUUGGUAGAACAGGAUGGUCAAGAUGAAAGUGAAAGGCCAAAGGAUAGAUUUCCAAAUCAAAUCCCUGUGAAGAGGACAAAGAAGCGUAAACAAACUAAAGGUGAAGCCACCAAACCCCCCACCACUAAACCAAAUCCAGAUCAGAGAGUGAAACUGGCUUUAAAAUAUUUAAAAACAUGGUACAAACACAGAGAUGAAUGGAAAUUUCAGAAAGUUCGUCAAAUGUGUCUUUUACAACAUAUGUAUGAUCAAACACAAAUAUCAGAUAAAUAUUUUAAAAGACUUUUAGCUUAUUUAGAAGGAUUGACAGGUGCUUCCAAAGAAAAAACAAUCAAAGAAGCAGGACAAAUACUUGUUGAAAAUGAUUCUGAAGGUGAAAGUGAAGACAAGGAUAAAGAGAGUGAAAAAACAGAUGUUCAAAUUAGAAGGGAGAGAGCAACACAAAUACUAAGAAUUUUAUCUUAGCAUUUUAUAAAUAAAACCUUUGUGCCUACUUUUGUAUUAAUUUUUAGAAAGAUGUACAUGAUUUUCAAUGUUAACAAAAAUUUGGGAACAUCAUAUGACCUAUAAAUGUG